AUGAAGGACUUCUUGAAAAAGGUCCAGGCUGCCGAGGAGAAGCUGUACAUGGUCAAAGCGGUCGGCAAGGUGAAGGGAAAGAUGGAAACAGAGGAGCAUGAGCUGAUCAACAAGUACCACAGCCAAGACCUUCAGGACAAGAUCCAGCUUCUCACCGGCGCGGUGCAAGCGAUGAUCGACGAAGGUCGCCUCACCGUCGAGGAGAGGCCGGUCCUCCAGGAGCAGCUCGCCGCGCGGCGGACUGCAGCCAAGGAGGCGGGAAAGGCCAAGACCGUCGAGAAGGUCGAGACCAUGUUAGUCAGUGUGGGAAAGUCCAAAGGGAUCACCCACCCAGUGAAAAAUCUGGAAGACUUCUACCCGCUGGAUCAGGAGCUGAAGCGGCUUGACCGCUUGUCGAAGGCUCCAGAGAAAAACCUCAGCGACCAUGACAGAGAGCAGGUGAGGAAAAGGCCCUCCUUGCAGGAGGACAUCCGACGAUUGGAGCGGAAAAGCCGCAUGUGGUUCGAAACCUCUGAGGAGUUUCACCGUCGCCUUCAAAAGGCCCUCAUCGAGCUCGAAAAGAUCAAAGCUGAGCAGGCCAAAAGAGAGGCACAGGAGGCUGCAGAGCGCAAGCUCCGGGAGGAGGAGGAGGCGCUCGAGAGGAAGCGGCAGGCCCAUCGCGAGGCAGAGGAGCGCAAGGAGCUUGAGCUCCAGGCCAAGCUUGAGAAGAAGCGCCAGGAGGCCGCCUUAAAGCCGGCGAAGGCAGCUCCUCAAGCAAAGAAGAAAGAGAAGCUCCAGCGAACCAAGCUCGACCCACAUGAUUUCUUCCAGCCCCCACCGCGAGAGGAGGAGCCCGAGACCCAGGCAAACACCGAAGACGCGCAGGAGAGCAACUCCGAUGAUGCUGAUGGCCUGACAACGCCUCCGUCAAGCGAGCAGCCUCACAUCCCGGCGCAGACGCCGGAGCCAAAACCGAAGCCAAAGGCUUCGGCUGUGGCUCCGACCAAGGCCCCGGUGAAGAAGAUUGUCAUUGAGAACAAAUGGGGCUCGGCGGACUCGGCUAUCGACGCAGAAGAUGCGCACGUCGCUGAGGGGCUCGAGGGCCCCUCGCUGCAGGAAGCUGCACAGGUCGAGGCUGCACAUGCGCCGGGCGAGAAGAAGGUGGCAGCCCCGCAGCCGAAAAAGAAGGAGAAGAAGAAGUUUACAAAGAUGGCUGUGACAGACCUGGGCUUCGAUGCCAACAAUCCGAACUACCGGUGA
Symbiodinium sp. CCMP2592 is the source of this 1239-nucleotide messenger RNA. The record is from the annotation of a GenBank genome assembly. NCBI's taxonomy places the organism in Eukaryota, Dinophyceae, Suessiales, Symbiodiniaceae.